Lactuca sativa (garden lettuce) is the source of this 789-nucleotide messenger RNA. RefSeq lists its product as uncharacterized. The record is from RefSeq and is a predicted model, not a curated record. NCBI's taxonomy places the organism in Eukaryota, Viridiplantae, Streptophyta, Magnoliopsida, Asterales, Asteraceae.
AUGGAGUCAAGGACUAUAAAAGAUAUUCAUAGAGCUAAACUUACUCUCAACGACAUAUUUGGAGGUCAAAUCAGGAGAAAGCACAAUGUUCUGGAAUGGAAAUCUUGCCCUUUAAACGUAGGAUUAUCCAUAGAAUUUAACAGGGUAAAUCUGGAGAUUGCUUCUUGCCAAAUACAAACCGGACAAGACAAAUGGAUGUGCUUGUUAACGCCAGAUGGAAGAUAUACUGUGGAAGCUCUCAGGCGAAGAAUAGACCUAAAUUCACAUCAAUCCAUCAUUCUCCCGCAGAUCAGUUGGUGUAAGAUUAUCCACAUUAAGGUACUUUGUUUCGCUUGGAGAGCUGCACAAGGUCAUAUCCCAUCUGCUACAGCACUACAACAUCGUGGCAUGAAUAUCGAUUCAACACAUUGUAGCUCAUGUAUCGGAGGAGUUGAAUGCGCUGAUCACAUUCUCAUCAGUUGUCUAUACGCAAGUUAUAUAAGAGAUAAAAUUUUCGAAUGGUGCGGAAUAACAAAAACAAAUUUCAAUAACGUUGGUGACCUACUUCAAUUUGCAGCCUCAUGGGGUCGAUGCCCCAAGAAACGUAUUAAACUACUAUGUAUAUGCUACGGAUUGAUAUGGAGUCUUUGGAAAACCAAGAAUGACAGAAUAUUUCGUGGAGUUGCUACCAUAACAUCCAGGGCGAUUAAUAACAUCAAAUCGUUAACAUAUUUAUGGCUCAAGUGUAGGGGUAAUGGUAUUACUGGUGAUUUGAUAGAUUGGAAUUUCUCCCCUUUUUCCCAUAUGUAA